AUGGAACCCCCGACAUAUUCUACGCGCUCUAAACGUAAAUCUAAUGAAUUGGAGCGCAGUUCAUCCCCUUCAAAAAAAUCACGAACAUCGCUUGAUCUUCCACCUUCUUCUCCAUUAUCAUCUCCAUCCUCUACGUCAGCUGACGCCGUUUUAACUCAAAGUCCAAUGGACUCUGAAAAUCUUGAUAUCGACGCGGGAAUACCUCUCCGAGGAGGAUUUCGCGGUCGAGGUCGUGGACGCGGGAAAAUUCGUGGGGCGGGACGAGUCCGACGAAAUGGGAAUGCGAAAGUUCACGUUUCAAAGGUCACAGAUCUGGAUGUCAAUGCAGGUAUGGCAGGUGGAAAAACCUUUCGUGGAAGGGGUGGCCAUCGGGUGAAAAAAUCAAGUAAUGCGAGGAUACAGAGUUUGUAUCAUCGUAAACAAUUGCUCAAGACUCAGUAUAAGCAGGUGGCUUUGUUGCAGAGAGCCGCCCUGGAUACCAUUGCGGAUAAGUCGUUACAAGCUACGAGCGAGGAUCCAAAAUAUCAUGAGACGUUGCCGGAAUUUGUGAGGAUUUGUGAUCAAUUGGUUGCGAAGUAUGAGGAGAGAGUUGCGCUGCUGGAGGCUCAGCGUACAUUUCAAUUGCAGAAUGCGGAGAAACAGAGGUUUCUUGCGGAGCAAUAUACUAAGGGGGUAUAUGAGACAAAAGUAGAUAUGAUCAAGGAAAAGUACGAUUUGAUUAUCAAGAGAAGACUCAUUGAAGAACAUCAGCAAAUGGAAAUGCGAUCUGGUGCUGAUAGUCCAUCUCAGCAUGAACUUGAUUUUUCACAUAUCAAAAGAAUACCCGAAGAAAACUUUAUUCAUCCCGCAGAUGCGUGGGUUGAUGGUGGUCGUGCCACACAGCUUGCUGCUGAAGCUGAGAAGGAAAAGGGUAAAAAACGAGGCGGUCGUGGAAAGAAAUCUACGAAGUUGCCUGCAUCACCGUUCAAACCUCUAGAUGUUGUGAAUCCCGAUGAGACUGAAGUUGCGCCAAAAAAGACAUCCUUGUACCAACCUGCGACCUCAUUAUCUCUCGCUACUACCGUGGAUGGAGAUUCUGCAGCUCCCACCCCAACCGAAUUGACCGAGCAAGAAGAUGCCGAUGAGCUCGAGACCGAUAAAUUUGGAGUUUACAUACCAAAUAAAGCAAGACCUAGAAAUGGCGAUCCACCAAAUAAUCGUAUAGUGGUUGAGCCUCCAUUUACUUUCGAUGACGAUGAAAUUGGUAUCCGUCAUCACCAUUACAAGAAGUACAACAAGAAUGAUCUCCCAACAUUCAUUGGAAUGGACCCUACUCCACAGCCAAAAACCUUCCACUAUGAUCCUUGGGUAAGGAAUCAUCAUUCUACGAACAACCGACUGGAAGAUUUGGAUCAGACGAUUGUUGAAACUCAUAAACUGCAUCCUACUUUGGGUUUGCCUGUCAGGGGUUCCAUUAAUCCUACACUUACUAUGAGAAGUGAUUGGAGUAAACCCGUAGCAGAGACCAAACCUGUUGUCUUCGUUGUCGAAACUCAAGAUGAAGAAUCUCUCAAGCCAAGAUUUGAGACUUCUCGAUCUGCAUGGAUGGCGCGUACAGAAAGAGAAUUUGCGGAUCUUGGUCAUCAGCUCAAGAUGGCUGAAUCUUUGGAGGCGAUUGGUCUUCGUGAUCCUAUCCUUCGUCCAAUUGAGGAGAGGGUCGAACCUCAAAUUAUUGGCAAGAUUAGUGAUGAUUUGUUGCGGGCUGUAUCAGAGGCAAUGAAUCCUUCACGUAUGCCGGCUCCAUCAAUAACCUCAAUCAGAGCAAAUUCAACAGCUCCAACUUCGGUACCUGGAACACCUGCGCCAACACAAAGAACUCAGGGUUAUGACCCAGUCCGUGAUACUGGAUAUUCUCCUCACGCACGUCGAUCCCCUGUCAAAAAUAUCAACCAUACUGGAAACCUAGGUUUUCUCGCCGAUGCAGCCGAACUACACGGAGCAUCCCAAACACGCGGAGGCUAUCCCCAGUCUAUCACUCCAGCCCCAAGACCAAUGCAACAAUUUCAACACACUUUCCCCCAACCAGAAUUCCAUAGAGCAGCUCCAUCAUUUGCGCCUCCACCCCCACAUAUGAAACUCCCGCAUCCAUCACCAAUGACUCUUCCACCUCCUCCUCAGCCGUCGCAGCAACAGACGCAGUUCUUUCAAUAUGCGGGUCCGUCCCAGGCUCAAGGUGGUUCGCAUAAUAGGUACAAGGAGAUUCUUCCGGCUCCGCCACCAAGAAGAAUGCAGUCCGCUUCGUUGCCGGUACCGGUGCUGCCGGGGGGUAUGAGCUUUAAUCCGUUUUCGAAUGGGAACACGUUUGGGGGUAAUUCGGGGAGAUAA
Messenger RNA from Sclerotinia borealis F-4128, 2364 nucleotides. The record is from the annotation of a GenBank genome assembly. Lineage: Eukaryota; Fungi; Ascomycota; Leotiomycetes; Helotiales; Sclerotiniaceae.